AAACUGCGAUGGGGAAAAAAAAAAUACCAAUGGCAGUAUAGCAGUGCCAAUCAUCGUGUACCACCCAGUUUCUUUUGCAUAUUUUGCUUCUUUUUUUUCUUUGUUCUUGUUGGCCCCUUGGCUAAUUUUUUUUUUUUUUUUUUUUUUAUUUAAAAGGGCGAACUAUGUAUUUUUCCCUAAAUAUAUAGAACCCAAAUACGUAACUUUUUAAUCAACGAAUUUUUUACUUUUUGUUUUUAGUUAUCUUAACUAAUUCACAAAACCUACAAAACAUAACCUCUAUUUUUUUUUCAUUUUACAAAAUACCUCACGCGUUUAAAAAAAAAAUGAAAAAAAAUGCAAAUUCGAAAAGCCAAUGCUCUGUAAGAUACCUCAUCUUGAUGUCGUUUAUUUUCGUAAUUAUCUCCAUAUUAUUAAACCCCGUUUGCUUCAACAACUUAAGCAUUCUGCCAGAAUCGCAGCCACAAUCGCGCCCAAGAAAGCUUGUCGAACUGCCACUUUACACAAAUGAAGAUUUAUCCCAAAGAAGCAGACAUAUUAGCUUUACUGAGCCAUAUGUAAGCAGCAAAGUUUUGCCAUUCGGAUGUGAAGAGAAGGAUAUAUCAAAAAAACUGACCAGAAAUGAUAUAGAGAAACUGUCGUGCAACACAGGCUUUCUUUUUGCCGAUAAAAAAAAGGCCUACAUUGUUUUUUACUACGUGAAUGAUUACCAUAAGGGUAAAUACAAUAAGAUGAUAAAUCACCUAUGGCUAGUUUUUACAGAAUCAGCAGCAAAAAUUGGUAUGCCUGAUGAGCAACGAUUGAAAUUCUUAAUGGACUGUCAUUCAGGCCUAACACGCGAUUUAGAUACGCUAGACGAAUCGUAUGAAAAUCGCUUCUUUUCCAUGGCCAACAGUAAAUUAAUGUUGCAGUUAAGUUUCCGAAUUUUCCUCUCAAGCUAUAUGUGGUCCUGUGAAAAAUUAACAAGAGAUAAUAAGAAGAAGUGGACCAAGGCUAUGAAGAAUAUGAUAGAAACUUACAAAGCGUAAUGGGAAAAGGCUGCACAGGUGGGCGCUCCAAUGGGUUCUCCAAUGGGUCCUCUAAUGGCUUCCUCUAUUGUGCUCCAGUAGGUUCACCUAUGGGUCACCCUGUGAGAGGAGCACACGAGGGAGC
Plasmodium vivax (malaria parasite P. vivax) is the source of this 1152-nucleotide messenger RNA. RefSeq names its product RAD protein (Pv-fam-e). Lineage: Eukaryota; Apicomplexa; Aconoidasida; Haemosporida; Plasmodiidae. The record is from RefSeq and is a predicted model, not a curated record. The transcript has 2 exons. The coding region runs from base 327 to 1028 and encodes 233 amino acids.